UCUCUGCUUCUCCUGAGAGGAACGGUGGAAGCCGCGGGCUCGGGCGGGAGCCGGCGAAGGCUCGGCGGCGGCGCCUCCCGCUCCUGGAGCGGGGGGUAGAAGCGGCGGUAGCCGCGGCGGCGGGGAGGGGGCCCGAGUCGCCUGUCACCAUUUCCAGGGCUGGGGACGCCGGAGAGUUGGUCUCUCCCCUUCUCCUGCCUCCAACACGGCGGCGGCGGCGGCGGCGGCACCUCCAGGGACCCGGGCCGGCUCUAAGCCUCCCCUCCGCCGCCGCCGCACACCCCCCGGCCCGGGCUCAGGAGGCUGCUGCAGGAGGCAGCCGUUCCGAGGAUUGUUCGUGGUAUCCCCAUCCCGCUGCUGCCGCUGCCAGGCCGCUGGCUGCUGAAGAGAAGCAGGCCCAGUCGCUGCAACCAUCUAGCAGCCGCCGCAGCAGCCAUUACCCGGCCGCGGUCCAGAACCAAGCGGCAGCAGAGCGAGGGGCAUCGGCGACCAAGUCCAGAGCCAUCUCCAUCCUGCAGAAGAAGCCCCGCCACCAGCAGCUUCUGCCAUCUCUCUCCUCCUUUUUCUUCAGCCACAGGCUCCCAGACAUGACAGCCAUCAUCAAAGAGAUCGUUAGCAGAAACAAAAGGAGAUAUCAAGAGGAUGGAUUCGACUUAGACUUGACCUAUAUUUAUCCAAACAUUAUUGCUAUGGGAUUUCCUGCAGAAAGACUUGAAGGCGUAUACAGGAACAAUAUUGAUGAUGUAGUAAGGAAAAAGAUGAACAGUGACCAGGAAGGAAGGUUUUUGGAUUCAAAGCAUAAAAACCAUUACAAGAUAUACAAUCUAUGUGCUGAAAGACAUUAUGACACCGCCAAAUUUAACUGCAGAGUUGCACAGUAUCCUUUUGAAGACCAUAACCCACCACAGCUAGAACUUAUCAAACCUUUUUGUGAAGAUCUUGACCAAUGGCUAAGUGAAGAUGACAAUCAUGUUGCAGCAAUUCACUGUAAAGCUGGAAAGGGACGGACUGGUGUAAUGAUUUGUGCAUAUUUAUUACAUCGGGGCAAAUUUUUAAAGGCACAAGAGGCCCUCGAUUUCUAUGGAGAAGUAAGGACCAGAGACAAAAAGGGAGUAACUAUUCCCAGUCAGAGGCGCUAUGUGUAUUAUUAUAGCUACCUGUUAAAGAAUCAUCUGGAUUAUAGACCAGUGGCACUGUUGUUUCACAAGAUGAUGUUUGAAACUAUUCCAAUGUUCAGUGGCGGAACUUGCAAUCCUCAGUUUGUGGUCUGCCAGCUAAAGGUGAAGAUAUAUUCCUCCAAUUCAGGACCCACAAGACGGGAAGACAAGUUCAUGUACUUUGAGUUCCCUCAGCCGUUGCCUGUGUGUGGUGACAUCAAAGUAGAGUUCUUCCACAAACAGAACAAGAUGCUAAAAAAGGACAAAAUGUUUCACUUUUGGGUAAAUACGUUCUUCAUACCAGGACCAGAGGAAACCUCAGAAAAAGUAGAAAAUGGAAGUCUGUGUGAUCAAGAAAUUGAUAGUAUUUGCAGUAUAGAGCGUGCAGAUAAUGAUAAAGAAUAUCUAGUACUUACUUUAACAAAAAAUGAUCUCGACAAAGCAAAUAAAGAUAAGGCAAACCGAUAUUUUUCUCCAAAUUUUAAGGUGAAGCUGUACUUCACAAAAACAGUAGAGGAGCCAUCAAAUCCAGAGGCUAGCAGUUCAACUUCUGUAACGCCAGAUGUUAGUGACAAUGAACCUGAUCAUUAUAGAUAUUCUGACACCACUGACUCUGACCCAGAGAACGAGCCUUUUGAUGAAGAUCAGCACACACAAAUUACGAAAGUCUGAUUUUUUUUUUUUUAUCAAGAGGGAUUAAAAACCAUGAAAACAAACUUGAA
This is a messenger RNA of Heterocephalus glaber (naked mole-rat), 1879 nucleotides long. It is a transcript of the gene Pten, whose product is annotated as phosphatase and tensin homolog. Gene Ontology annotation, molecular function: phosphatidylinositol-3,4,5-trisphosphate 3-phosphatase activity; phosphatidylinositol-3,4-bisphosphate 3-phosphatase activity; protein tyrosine phosphatase activity. Gene Ontology annotation, biological process: cell motility; regulation of phosphatidylinositol 3-kinase/protein kinase B signal transduction; phosphatidylinositol dephosphorylation. The record is from RefSeq and is a predicted model, not a curated record. Gene Ontology annotation, cellular component: nucleus; plasma membrane; cell projection. NCBI's taxonomy places the organism in Eukaryota, Metazoa, Chordata, Mammalia, Rodentia, Bathyergidae.